AUGGAAUACCUAGGAUUGGGGUCGGUUGCGGGCCAUUGUGGCUCCAACAUUGGUAGCCAAAAGUGGGAUGAAAUGCCUUCAGAAGAGUUUGUUGGCAUGGUUUCUAGUGAGGGCUUUGUAGGCGACCCUCUGGUCGACACCCAACACUUUAUCGGCGCCUCGAAAUUUGAGCGCGUUUCAGAUGACGAGGUAUUCGGCCACCAUCAGCUACGAGCAGCGCACCAGAGAUAUACUAAGUCGGACAAGAAGGAGGUUGAGGCCAAAGGCCACGGACAUGCGCUGAUGAGACAUUACUACAAGAAAGUGGAUGGGCAGUGGAAGCUAGCUGGCUUGCGGCCAACGGUGCGAUGGAAUGAAUAUGAUUUCCACAAGAUCUUUAAGGUCCAUUAG
Molecule: messenger RNA, 390 nt
Organism: Exophiala aquamarina CBS 119918
Lineage: Eukaryota; Fungi; Ascomycota; Eurotiomycetes; Chaetothyriales; Herpotrichiellaceae
Product: scytalone dehydratase
Exons: 2
Coding region: 1-390 (129 amino acids)
Biological process (GO): melanin metabolic process
Molecular function (GO): scytalone dehydratase activity
Source: RefSeq, a predicted model, not a curated record